AUGGCAACAGCCGCUGCGCCGACGGAACAGGCCACGGCCGGAGACCUCCCGCCCAUCCAAAACCCCGCUGAGGACUCGGCCGACGAGGACGACGCCCCCAAGUCGGCGGGCAAGAAGAAGAAGAAGAAGCCCAAGAAGAAGAAGACCAAGGCCAUCCCACCCGAGACUGUCCCCGUCAUCAAUGAGACCCCCGACGAAACCGCCGCUUGGGAAACGCAACUCGCGAAAGGCGCCAAGACGUACUCCCUUCCCCCGUGGAUUCUGAAUGAGAGAGAACGCCCAAAGCUCGAUAUCCUGCGUACGCCGGCAUGUGCAGGCUUUACGCUGCGUACACCGCGCCUCAUACUUCGUCAGGUUGCGGUUGGGGAUACGACGGCGAUCCGUCGGAUCAAGAUGGAGCCUGUGGUGCAGCGGACGCAGUUAUACGGCUCCCCCACAGCCAGCGACAUCCGGGACUCGUUCCAGCGCCGCUACGUCGCCUCCUCCAUACCCGCGCUCGACCGUUCCGGCGCGUGGCGCGACGAAUGGGUCUUCGCCAUAACUGCCAAAGACGCUCCCUCGCUCAAACUCUCCGCUGGCUCAAACCUCCGCGUCUCAAACAGGAUAAAGGACGCCCAAGGUUAUCUCGGCAACUUUGCCCUUUCCCUCUCCACCCACCCUCACGGACAACCCCUCCGUCCAACGCGUGGCCAAGUAUAUAGCCAGCCCACUUUCCAACAGACGGCGGAGAGUGGGCUGGAGGGAAAGUUGUUCUACGAACUCCACCCGCAACUCUGGGGCCAGGGACUCGCAUCAGAAGCGUUUGGCGAGGUAUUGCGUUUCGCAUUUGAAGAGGUUGGAUGCGUGAGAGUGAGCGCCGAUCCUACUACGAGUGCCGAGGCGAGUAUUGCCCUGUGUAACAAGUUUGGCAUGCGGUUUACGAGAGAGGUCGCGAACCAUUAUGGGAAACCACAGAUGUUCCAUGAGAUUACCAGGGGAGAGUGGUUCAAAUUGAACCGCGGGCUUGAGGGGAGCGCGGCGAGUGCUGGCACCGAGGACGUCAAGAAGGACGAGAACGGUCACGCUCACGACCACGGCCACAACCAUGGGCACGAACACGAGCAUGGUGACGACUGCGCCCACGACCAUGAUCAUGACCACACCCAUGGCCAUGGCCAUGACCACGACCACGACCAUUCCCACGGCCACGGAUGCGACCACGACCAUCCCCCGCCCCUUCCCUCCUCGGCAGUUGUCGAUGUCGGCCCUGGUCCCUGGGCCGGCAAAAAGGUGUGUCGCUGGUGCACCGACUUCCGGACACGGCCGGUCAUCACCUGCAAGUGCGGCUGGGCAAAGUACUGCUCGCGUGAGUGCCAACGCGCCGACUGGGUGUACCGCGGCGGCCAUCAGGCCGAGUGUGAUGCCAAGUAG
This is a messenger RNA of Cutaneotrichosporon cavernicola, 1410 nucleotides long. RefSeq lists its product as uncharacterized. The record is from RefSeq and is a predicted model, not a curated record. NCBI's taxonomy places the organism in Eukaryota, Fungi, Basidiomycota, Tremellomycetes, Trichosporonales, Trichosporonaceae. The transcript is spliced from 3 exons. Gene Ontology annotation, molecular function: acyltransferase activity, transferring groups other than amino-acyl groups. Bases 1 to 1410 code for a protein of 469 amino acids.